Molecule: messenger RNA, 3107 nt
Organism: Polypterus senegalus (gray bichir)
Lineage: Eukaryota; Metazoa; Chordata; Cladistia; Polypteriformes; Polypteridae
Gene: racgap1
Product: Rac GTPase activating protein 1
Exons: 17
Coding region: 188-2083 (631 amino acids)
Biological process (GO): signal transduction
Source: RefSeq, a predicted model, not a curated record
GCCGGCGGCAAAAGUUUGAAUUGAAUAGAAAACUGUUAGGAGUGGAGCGCAUGAGAAACGAAAUGGAGCUGCGAUUAAAACAGGAACAACUUGAGUAAAAAAUAAAAAAAGCCUCUCGGAGAAAAGAAAUCUGUUUUCAUUAUCAACACUAAAAAGUUUUCCUGGAAGGGAAUAUUUUGGGGAGAACAUGGAUCCAGCAAAUAUUCACAGACUAAUUGAGCAGCUGCUGAGACAGACAGAGGUUCUCAGUGAAGGCCUUGAACCACAAUUCUUGCAGCUGGCACGCAGCUUUGAGAACUGUCGUCAGAAGUGGCUGAAGUCUGAACAGGAGCUGGCGUGCUGCAAUGAGCUGCUCACUAAAACUGAGGCUGAACGCAGUGCUCUGGACGUAAAGUUAAAACAUGCCCGCAAUCAAGUUGAUGUGGAGAUCAAGAGGCGCCAACGGGCAGAGGCCGAAUGUGAGAAACUGGACCGUCAAAUUCAGCUGAUCCGUGAAUUGUUGAUCGCAGAAAACACUUCUAGUAUUCAGUUAAAUGACGAGCAACGGUCAGCCUUGGCAUUUCUGAAUGCCAGGUCUCAAACUGCUGGCCAAAACAGUAGACGAUUGUCUACCAUUGAUGAGUCCACAUCAUUAUUAUCAGAUAUCAGCUAUGACAAGACUGAGGACUCCUUGGACUGGGAUUCGUCCAUUGUUAAAACUGUCCGCCUCAAGAAGCGGGAAAAAAGACGCUCCUCUAGGCAUCACACUGAUGGACCUCCAGGAGCUGCCAAACGGUCUCGCUCAGGAGGAAGGGCUUCUGAUAAAAUGAAUGAGUCAAUUGUGGCAACAACCACUGUGACAGUGCCCGCUGAUGGCAGUUCUAUUGAGGCCAUCUCCACUAUUGAGACUGUCCCAUACUGGACACGCAGCCGUAGAAAGACAGCAAAUCUUCAAAACUGGAAUGACUCUGUUUUGCCUGAAAACAUCACUGUUAGCAGGGGGUUGCAGAAGAAGUCAGAUGUGGAUCGUCUCAAUCAAACAAAUACUGUCCAGAGUAAUGGAGGCAUGAGGCUUCAUGAGUUUGUGUCCAAAACGGUUAUCAAGCCAGAAUCCUGUGUGCCCUGUGGGAAGCGAAUCAAAUUUGGGAAAGUGGCACUCAAGUGUCGUGACUGCAGAGUAGUGACUCAUCCAGAAUGUAGAGAUCGCUGCCCUCUGCCCUGCAUUCCUGUGCUGACUGGUACUCCUGUUAAACCUGGAGAGGGAACCCUGGCUGACUUUGUUCCUUCCACUCCUCCUAUGAUUCCAACACUUAUUGUUCACUGCGUAAAUGAAAUUGAGCAGCGUGGUAUGCACGAGACGGGACUUUACCGGAUCUCCGGCUGUGAACGGACGGUCAAGGAACUAAAAGAGAAGUUCCUGCGUGGGAAGACUGUGCCGUUGCUUAGCAAGGUUGAUGACAUCCAUGCUAUUUGUGGCCUCUUGAAGGACUUCAUGAGAAACCUGAAGGAACCACUGCUCACUUUUAGGCUCAACAAAGAUUUUAUGGAGGCAGCCGAAAUCUCUGAUGAGGACAACAGUGUUGCUGCAGUGUACCAGAAAAUUAGUGAGCUUCCUCAUGCCAACCGGGACACUCUGGCCUUCCUAAUAUUGCAUCUUCAGAGAGUGGCUCUGAAUCCAGAGACCAAAAUGGAUAUUUCAAAUCUGUCUAAGGUGUUUGGACCUACGCUAGUUGGCCAUGCUGUCCCUGAUCCUGACCCUGUGACUCUACUGCAAGACACGAGAAGGCAGCCAAAGGUGAUGGAACGUCUGCUUUGCCUUCCAGCUGAAUACUGGAACCAGUACAUGAUGGUGGAGCAGGAAAACAUGAACCCAGGCAAUAUCAUUGAAAACUCCAAUGCUUACUCCACUCCUGAUGUUAAAGUGAGUAUGCUUGGGCCGCUGACCACUCCAGAGCACCAAAUGUCUAAAACGCCGUCUUCCAGUUCGAUUUCACAGAGAGUGAAAAGCACACUAAGCAGAACAACUCCAAAGUUUGGAAGCAAGAGCAAGUCUGCCACCAACUUCCGUCAGGGACCUUUCUUUGCUUCGCCACAACUUAAGUGAUGAGCAGCUAAGGACUGGCAUCUGAGGCAUGUUCUGCCAAUCAACAGAAGCAUUUGUGUUUUUAAUUUGUUUUUAAUUUGGUUGUGAAAUAUCUUGACAACCUACACCCAUUACCAAAGCCCCUAACUAAAUAGGAGGCCUUUUUUUUUUUAACAACUAUUGCUGCUUUUACUGUUCUUAAAUGUUAAUUCAGGCUUUCCAAAAUUACCCUUUUUUUUAUUACAGCGGUAACCAAAGUGUUGCAAGUAAAUUAACAAGCAUGGCUGUAUCAUGAAAAAAGUUCACAAAGAUCAUCUAGGUGGUCUCCAUCUGCCCCCAACUGGAGAACACAAGAAAGUGCAGGCAAUUAUAGCACUACACUGCUAGUGGGGCACAUCAUUUCGAAUAUAAAUAGUGGUGUAAAUAUUUCAGCAGCAUCAUUUGUGGCUGGAUUAAUGGAGGGAGGCUAUUGCAGAUACUCCCCUGGUUAAAUUUGUUAUUUUUAUCGUCUUUUAUAAGAAAAGUUUGGUGCUUUUCAGCACCCUCCUGUUCAGUUUUAUUGCUUUAUUCAGAUAACUUAUUAUACUCUUAAUAGAUAAUCCUGCUUCGUGUACGCAUGCAACACCAUUUGGGAUUAGAGGAUGAAGUGACAUUUGUAAGUUCAAUACGAGGAUAUUUUAAAAAAAAAAAAAAAUUUAAGAUGGAUUAUGGGAAACCUGCAGUCAUUUCAUGUUCAUGUUGGAAGAGUGGGACACUAUUGUGAGGAGUUAUUUAGCUGAUGAUGAAAAAGACAUUAGUGGGUUUUAUUUUCUUUUUUUACAAAAUGUUUUGUAGCUAGUAUGCUGCCGAGCAGCUCUGAACAGCAGACCUGCAGGUUUCAAGCCAGUGAGUGGUAUUUUAUUUAUUUUCUCUUCCUCUUUUUUCCAUCAGCACUUUGUAACUUUGGCAUACUUGAUGCCAUUUUAUAAGUGUUCAUUUCAGUGUUUACAUGACUUGGUGUACUUCUGUUGCUUUUCAUCCCUUAUAUAUAAACACUAAAACCACA